Messenger RNA from Clarias gariepinus (North African catfish), 2332 nucleotides. RefSeq names its product torsin family 2, member A (gene tor2a). Gene Ontology annotation, cellular component: nuclear envelope; endoplasmic reticulum lumen; endoplasmic reticulum. The coding region runs from base 14 to 973 and encodes 319 amino acids. Gene Ontology annotation, molecular function: ATP hydrolysis activity; ATP binding. NCBI's taxonomy places the organism in Eukaryota, Metazoa, Chordata, Actinopteri, Siluriformes, Clariidae. The record is from RefSeq and is a predicted model, not a curated record. The transcript is spliced from 5 exons.
UCCACAUCUCGCCAUGGAUUCGUGGUGUAACGGGGUUAUAAUGUUAUUUACAAUUUUGUUGAUAUAUUGUUUAUCCAUAAGUGAUAGUUUUGAGAUGAAAACGAUAUACUGCACCAUAGCUGACAGCUGUGACUGCGACUUUAAACCAAACAUACAAGGCUUGGAGUGGGACCUUUAUAAAAAUUUGUACGGACAGCAUCUGGUGCAGGAUAUUGUGUCCGAGUCAGUGGCGAGCUUCCUGCAGAAGCAGAAUCCAUACAGACCCCUUGCUCUUUCCUUUCAUGGAGCAUCGGGCACUGGAAAGAGCAUGGUGAGUGCCAUUCUGGCACGCCACCUGUACGGCACCUCGAUGGGCAGCCCUUACAUCCAUCAGUACGUCCCCACACUGCACUUUCCACUCGCAGACCGCGUGAAGCAAUACAGGUCAGACCUGAAGCACUGGGUACAGGGGAACCUCACAGCCUGUGCUCGCUCUGUCUUCAUCUUUGACGAGAUGGAGAAGAUGCCACCUGGAGUGAUUGAUGUUCUGGAACCAUUCCUCGGGCCUUCACAUGUUGUUUUUCAGACCAACUACCGCAAGGCCAUCUAUAUUUUUAUUACUACCGCAGGUCAGGAAGUCAUUAACAGAGUAACCCUGGAGAGCCGACAGGCAGGACGAGACAGGGAGGAAAUUCAGGCAGAGGAACUGGAGGAGGCUAUUGCAGACGCUGUAUACAACAAUGAAAAUAGUGGAUUCUACCAUUCAAAAAUAAUCUCCGAACAUAGAAUAACUCACUUUGUGCCCUUUCUGCCCUUGUGCCGGCGACACGUGGAGCGUUGUGCCCUGCGGGAACUGUGCCAGCGCGGCGAGUGCCAGCGCAGAGACGUGGCAGCUGCAGUAGGGGGCGCCAUGUCCUACACACCACAGGAUGGGCAACACUUCUCAAGCACCGGCUGCAAGCUUGUACCUGCUAAAGUCAAUCUCUUCCUAUGAGCCAUGGGAUUGAUGCACAUGGACAUAACAUGAACUUUCAGACCAGCUGGUGUUUAGUUGCACCUUUGCACAGGAGCAGAUUUUGCUUUUGGAAGGACAGUGGCUUUGAAUGAACUGGCCCAAAAAGUACAAUUUCAAAGACUGAAUCAAAGAUGAGUUUACAGGAACUAAAAAAUGCAGGGUAUUAAUCAGUGUGUAAAGAUGCAGGUAAAGGACCUUGUAAACGAGAAUUGUCUCUGUGUAAGAGAAAGUAUAUCAACAGCUGCUCUGUGUGUACUAAACAGUUAUGUUGCUGAUCGUUAUAAGCGAACAGAUGUACAGAACUGCAGUCAGCUGACUAGACAGUUGGUGAUUAAAACAGAGUGACUUUGUCUGGAUGCAAAAAUUUUAUAGCUGACUCUGUACAUUGUUAAGUGUUGGUCAGGCUAAUUAGCAAUAUUAUAGAAGGAAUAUGGUAAUUCCAUUCCAAAGUUUGGACACAACUUAUCAAUCACUUAUGUAUUAUUUUAUUAGUUUUGCCUUAUUUUAGAAUACGAGAAUUUAUGCAUUGUCCAAAAACAGCUAUGUACCCGCCAAUAAUAACAGCCCACAAACAGCCUAUAAACUACAUUUGUGCUUUUUACAUUUGAGGAUCGUUCUUACAGAUUGCUCUUUAGAAAUACCUUCUACCAUAUGUCUAAAUAAUCUUAAGGAUGUCUUUAGUCAGUUUUGUCAAGAUUUUUGACUGGUACUGAAGGAUCAAAUUUGAAUUCUACUAUAUUUUACUGUGUUUUACAUGGAGUACAAAAAUUGUUUAUACUGCUCUAAAGUGAGAUAUCACUGUUCCCAUUUUGUUCAAAUUUCCUUACCUCGUGUAUAGAAGUAAAGAUUAUGGGAUUGUUAAUUUCUGAAUGCAAUGCAUAUUGUGAAUCAUUGAGGUAAGAUAAGUUAGGAAAGGUAUUUAGUUAAACGGUCUGAAUUGUCAUUUGAAAUUGUUGGGCCUCUGUCUUAUUUGUGAAAGUACCAAUUUAGCCGUUGACACUGCAAGGUUUCAGAAAAUGCUAAAGCAUCUAAGAUUUGAAAGGUUAAAUUGAGACUUUUAAGCCAAGUGUGUGGAAUUUUAUUCUUGAAAUAUAUUGAUACAGGUUUCCAUCCAUUGACAAUUCUGAACUCUAAAGUAGUUUUUAAUUAAUUAAUAUUGUGACAUAUGUAGAAUUAGGUUAAGCAUUUAAAAUUAUCAUGGAGGUUUGUUUGUCAUUUUAUUCACACAAAGAAUGAUACUUUUCUGUUGCUGUUCUCUGUAUUAUUUAUUUGAGCGUAAUAAAUUAAUGAAGAGGAGAAAGAAUUCUGUAAUGUGACAUUAAAAACUUAAAAACCGUU